Molecule: messenger RNA, 585 nt
Organism: Populus nigra (black poplar)
Lineage: Eukaryota; Viridiplantae; Streptophyta; Magnoliopsida; Malpighiales; Salicaceae
Exons: 1
Coding region: 1-585 (194 amino acids)
Source: RefSeq, a predicted model, not a curated record
AUGGGAAACUGCAUCACAUACCACAAUUCAUCAAAUUCUGCUGGGAGAGUGAUUCUAUCGGAUGGUAGGGUUUGUGAGUUUGAUAAACCGCUAACGGUGGCUGAGCUGAUGCUAGAAUACCCACAACAAGUUGUGGUCGAGUUUCACUCAUAUUUGACUGAAAAGAGGCCACCACCAUUGCCCGCUGACAAGAAGCUAGAAAUGAAGUUGUACCUAAUGCUGCCUAUGAAGCCAGGGAAACCAGCAUCAUUAUCAUCAGAAGAAGCGAGACGUGUUCUUUUGAGUGCGAACUCGGUUUUAAGAUCACGGUCUUCUUUAUCAUCAUCGAGGUUUCUCCCUUUAUUUGCUAUGAUGUGCCCUGCUGGAGUUGGAGAGGAACAAAAGCUUGUUAUGCGAAAGAAGGAAUGUUAUGUAGAGGAGAAGCCAGCUGCGGAUCAGAAAUAUGAUUCUGAGCUAACAGAGAUUUUUGAGAGUAGGCCUGAAUAUCUGAGUAGGCAGCUUUCAGGUAAAGGGACGUGGAAGCCUAGCUUGGGCACUAUCAAUGAGAAAAGGGUAGAGAAAAAGAUCCCUCGCUGGUUGUUUUGA